Messenger RNA from Andrographis paniculata, 776 nucleotides. RefSeq lists its product as uncharacterized. Lineage: Eukaryota; Viridiplantae; Streptophyta; Magnoliopsida; Lamiales; Acanthaceae. Bases 120 to 689 code for a protein of 189 amino acids. The record is from RefSeq and is a predicted model, not a curated record. The transcript has 7 exons.
GACUUUACUGUUAGUUGCUGACACGAAACGUCACCACUACUUUUUCCUGGUUCUUCCCCGCCAUCGUUGGUCUCAUCCGGCCACUCGAAAACGAGGUGAGCUCGGUGACGGAGGAAACGAUGUCGUUUACUGCAUCUCCGCUAUCUGCACAGUUUCUUCCCACAAAACCUGCGUCCCAACGCUUUCGUGCGUGCGCCUCCGAUGUACCGGAUUUCUUCUCCGCCGACUGGCUUGAGGCCCGAAGGAAGAGGCCUUUUGGUCCAAGAUUGAGUUUCAGUGCAGAGGAAGCUGUGAGAUACCAGCUCGAUGCAUUGAUGUUUAACGACCUGCCUCAGCCCGAUUACGGCAUUGAAGUCAUGUACAGGUUUGCCGGAUUCGAUCCCUUUGAAAGAUCCACCUAUUUUGGUCCCUUCUUCGACUUAGGCCAGUUUGAAAGAUUUAGGCGGAUCUUCCACCAUUCAAGCUACCGCGUCUUGCUUGGUCACCGGGAACGAAAGAUUCUAAGUGGUCUAAAAGUGAAAGAGAAUUGCUACAAACAGCGAGUGUGGGUUAGAGGAUCCCGACCAGAAGAAGAAGAAGUAUUUCAGUUCACAAUGGUUCAGAGAGUAGGUGGGUCUUGGGAUGGUUAUUGGCUGACGGAAUCCCUGCUUCACGACGGAGAUUCCUUCUCCGGCGGUGUGGCAUACUGAACUUUUAUUAGAUUUUCAGCUAUACAAUGUAACUACAGCACCACUUGUAUAUUAUUACCAAAUCAUACAUACAUGCCAUUAAAUGAA